Messenger RNA from Nicotiana tabacum (common tobacco), 711 nucleotides. Lineage: Eukaryota; Viridiplantae; Streptophyta; Magnoliopsida; Solanales; Solanaceae. The record is from RefSeq and is a predicted model, not a curated record.
AUGACAGAGUACAAAAUGAGUUUGUCAAUUUUUUCCCUUCUGGGCACUAGUGUUGCAGAACUACCAAGUAUUAACAUCAACAUUGCAAAGGAUGGACCAUGUCUCACUAGAGUGCAACAGUUGGAGCUUAUAAAGCAUGUCACCAGUGAGGAGAUCACUCAGGUCCUCAAAGAUUUACCUAAUGAUAAAGCCCCGGGAAUUGAUGAUUUUACUGCUGAAUUCUUCAAAGAAUAUUGGAGCAUUAUAGGGGAUGAUAUAACACAUGCAGUAGUGCAAUUUUUUGAAACUUGUAGGCUACUCAAAGAAACCAAUAGUACUACAAGAACAUUGGUUUCAAAAGUUGGAUCAUCACAGUCUGAUUUUAUAGCAGGGUGGAAUAUCUUAGAUAAUGUCAUAGUGGCACAUGAACUUGUCAAAGGAUAUUCCCAAAAAGGGAAGUUUAUCAACUUAAUCAUGGAGUGUAUUUCCACAGUGAACUACUCUAUUCUGAUCAAUGGGGGCCUUACUCCUAAAUUCAAGGGGAAAAAAGGACUAAGACAAGGGGACCCAAUGCCCCCUACUUGUUUGUGCUGGGCAGAUGAAAUUUCUAUAAGAUUGAUGUUUCAAGCAUUCAAUCACUUCUCUGACGCCUCAGGUCUUAAAGCCAAUCAAGAAAAGAGUUCCUUGUAUAUAACUGGAGUCUCAAGCACUGAAGGAGCAGAUUUUAUCUGA